Molecule: messenger RNA, 2204 nt
Organism: Pseudophryne corroboree (corroboree frog)
Lineage: Eukaryota; Metazoa; Chordata; Amphibia; Anura; Myobatrachidae
Gene: ETV4
Product: ETS variant transcription factor 4
Exons: 13
Coding region: 281-1690 (469 amino acids)
Biological process (GO): cell differentiation; regulation of transcription by RNA polymerase II
Cellular component (GO): nucleus
Molecular function (GO): sequence-specific DNA binding; DNA-binding transcription factor activity, RNA polymerase II-specific
Source: RefSeq, a predicted model, not a curated record
AUUCACAAAAAAACUCAAUGAAACAAAAGAGAGAGAAGGGGAAAUCUGAGAGCAUGAAAGAGGAAAUUCACCAAUCGCUGGCUCCCCUGGGCAAACAACUGUCUGAGCUGCGAGAAAAACAAGUCCUUUCAAAUCAGCACUUUAAAUCUGGGUCUGCAGGGCUCCAUUCCCUCCCCUCUGGUGACUCCGCUCCUGCUGCAAAUCACAGCCACUGAGACCUUUCUGCAGCACCUAGAAAAUUAAGACUGCACAGUCCUCCAUGACAACACACAGUUAACAAAUGGACCAUAGGAUGAGAGGUUACCUGGAUCAGCAAGUGCCUUAUACUCUGACAAAUAAUACUCAAGGGCAUGGAGAUGUAGACCGAUAUUGUAUGGCUAUCAAGAGAAAAUUAAUGGAUACAGAUCUCCCACCCCAAGAAUCUGAAGAUCUCUUCCAAGAUUUAAGCCAAUUCCAAGAAGCCUGGUUAACAGAAGCUCAAGUGCCAGACAGCGAUGAACAGUUUCUGCAGGACUUGCAGUCUGAGAACCUUGCUUUUCACAGUCCUCCAGUGAAAAUAAAAAAGGAACAACCAAGCUCUUGUUCAGACCCCAGUCUUUCGUGCAGCCAGAAACAACAAUUUCAGUAUCGGAAUGGGGAGCAGUGCCUUUAUGCCAGUACCUAUGACCAAACAAGACAAGUUGAUAUCAAGUCUCCAAACCAAGGUACUCAUGUGUCCCCAGUCCAUCACUUUUCCAGACAGGAUCGGGGGUAUGUCAAUCCACAGGGCACGUCACAGCCUGUACAGUCAGGAGGAUAUCUCAUGGAGCAUGGCUCCCGAUACCAACAGCAGCUGCCAGAGAUGUGCCACUCGUUUCCAUCUACACAGAACAUGAGUAGGGAGUCUCCAGCCAACUACCAGCGCCAGGUGUCUGAGCCAUGUCUCCAGUACCCACAGCAAGGCUUCAAACAGGAGUACCAUGAUCCCAUGUAUGACCAGGCUAACCACAUUGGUACCAGCCGAGCUCACAGAUACCCUUCCAGUGUGAUAAUCAAGCAGGAGCAGACAGACUAUGCAUAUGAUUCAGAUGUUCCUGGGUGUCAGUCAAUGUAUCGGAAUGUGGACAGCUACCCAAACAUGGAUGGUUACAGCUAUGAGAAACCCAUGAGAACCUUCACCGAUGAUGCCUGUGUUGUGCCAGAAAAGUUUGAAGCAGGAGAUAUUAAACAAGAAGUUGGAACCUACAGAGAUGGCCCUCCUUACCAAAGACGAGGAUCUUUACAGCUAUGGCAGUUUCUUGUGGCUUUGCUGGAUGAUCCCUCAAAUUCCAACUUCAUUGCCUGGACCGGCAGGGGCAUGGAAUUCAAGUUGAUAGAACCAGAAGAGGUUGCCAGACUCUGGGGCAUGCAGAAAAACCGGCCAGCCAUGAACUAUGACAAGCUCAGCCGGUCUCUACGCUAUUACUAUGAGAAAGGAAUCAUGCAAAAAGUGGCUGGCGAACGCUAUGUCUACAAGUUUGUUUGUGAACCCGAAGCUCUCUUUUCUCUGGCAUUUCCUGACAAUCAACGUCCUGCCUUAAAAUCUGAGUUUGACCGACAGAUCAGCGAAGAAGACACUGUCCCUUUGUCACACCUGGAUGAAGGGGGCGUGUACCUUCAGGACGUGGGAACUGUCCCUUCCCAAAACUAUAAAGGCGGCUACAGUUACUAGAAAUGGCUGCCAUGUAAUCUUGUAUAUAUGGGUACAUUUUGUUAGCAAUCAUCAUAUGAAUGUAGAUGCUUUUUUGUUCGCGUUUUUAUUGCAAGAACCUGGUGUUUAAAUAACAUGGACUUUAGCAGGUAGGAGCUGAAGACGACCACUGUUAGUUUUUGAAACCCAGGUUAUAUUUGGGCGUUUGUAACAUGGCCUUUUCCAGAUACACUCCUUGGCUGUGGUGUAUUUGAGCACCAGAUUUUAGAUUUCUCUUAAUACAGCUAAGCUUACGAAUGGUUGAUUAUUUCAGGAAAUGCAUGUCCUCCAGCAUCAAGCGUUGAAGACACAAUCCUUUCCUUCAGACUUUUAUUUUUUAUUUUUUUAAAGAGACCUUUUCGGCGGCAUUUAUUUUGUAGGAAAGGAUUUUGUUGAGUGGAUUUCAACUAAGUUGGCAUCAAACCAGUGCAAUAAUAUUGGAAUCUACCAAUGCUAAUGUUUUCUGCCUUUUUGAAAUUAAAACAGUUUGAAGGAA